AUGGCGUUUGUUCUGCAGACAUAUGCAGACCAUCGCGGGAUCCUCAGCUCCUUCUACUUCAGCAGGCGAGUGUCUAGCCGAUGGUUUGCCGGCAGCAUGGCCGUCGCUCGGCCCAAGGUGAACGGCAAGUUUCGCUUGGACGGCCCAGGCAACGUGGAGACCAGACACUUGGCAAAGCAGACAUCACAGACACAGGUCUCGGUGUUGGACAGGUCUCGGAUGUGUCUCCCAGAGAUGGGCAAUAGGUCAUCCACGAAGGACGGACUCGGACUCCAGGACUGGGUAGAAGGGGAUUGGAAGCCGAAAGGGGGCUUCCACCGGCCCUCCUUGGGGCGACAGCUCCGGCUGCUGGGCGAAUGGACGGUGGAACACCUGGGCCACGAGGACUUGCAAGGCACUGCCUUGGGCGCUUUGGCCUUGGACUCGACGGCUGAGGGGCUGCGAUACUUCGAGGUCCACAUUGACGAGGUGAUCGAGGGCAAAGCAGACGGACUGGCGAUCGGCGUGACCAGUCACAGGCCCGAGGAGAUCCUGGAGCCGCCGAGCUCCUCGGACGCCCUGCGCCCCGCGUGGCUCGUGGGCUUCGAUGGCGCCGCCUGGGAUGGACAGCGCAUGGAGUGGUUCUUGAGCACCUGGGACACGCGGCAGCUCCGCGCCGGCGACGCUGUAGGUGCCUUGGUGGACGCUCAGGGCGUCCUAAGGAUCUUCGUGAACGGCACUCAAGUGGUGGCCAGGGGUCCCACCAUCCCGCUGCAAGUGCAGGCUUUGUACCCUGUGGUGGACUUGUUGGGGGCUGUGAAGCGCCUCUCUUUGCUGCCGGUGGUGGGCGCGAAGAUCCUGUUGUCGGAGGAUGGAAGCAGUGCACAGAGGGCCACCUACGCGAGUAGCGCCUGGGAAGGCGGCUUAGUUUUUUGGAGAUGGACCUUUGCCAGCGCGCGCCGAUGGCGCCGUGGGCUUCUCGUUGCGUGUCACCGCGGCGGCACAGCUGGGGGAUUCGGAGGGCUUGGCUUUGGGCUUCACCACGCGACCCCCCAACGAGCUGGAGACCUUGCCCAGCACGGCGGACGAGGUCGAUCCCUCAUACCUGCUGGGCUUCGAUGGCGCGGCCUGGGAUGGCUCCGCACUGAAGUGGCAUUUCAGCCACUGGCAGCCGCAGACCCUCAAGGCGACUCGGCGGCACCAGCACCAGAUCGGCGCGUCAAGACCUGGUCUUCCACGUCUCGCGGGUCUCGGAGCUGGUGGGAGAACGCUGCAGCUGGUUCUGCAGGUGGAUGGUGA
Molecule: messenger RNA, 1278 nt
Organism: Durusdinium trenchii
Lineage: Eukaryota; Dinophyceae; Suessiales; Symbiodiniaceae
Source: the annotation of a GenBank genome assembly